Molecule: messenger RNA, 1112 nt
Organism: Raphanus sativus (radish)
Lineage: Eukaryota; Viridiplantae; Streptophyta; Magnoliopsida; Brassicales; Brassicaceae
Exons: 4
Coding region: 262-879 (205 amino acids)
Source: RefSeq, a predicted model, not a curated record
AGAAAAAGAAAAAAAAACAAAUUUUCUUUUAUUUUAUUUCUUUCUCUCACAGCAACAACACCAACAUCAACAACAACAUGAUAUGUCCUUCUUUUCUGCUUCUUUGUCUUUCUCCUCAGCUUGAUAUUUUAGAAAUACAACACAAAACCCAGAACCUUCCUCUCUCUUUCUUCACAUUCUUCUUUCAAGAACUUCCUCUGCAUCUUUCUCCAUAUCUCCUUCUGUGAUUCUGUUAAUAAUAACACAUCUUGCGUUCAUCUGAUGAAUCCAACUCACGCCGAGUUUAUUCCCACCAACCCUAGUCCUUUUGAGGAUCCGAAAGUCAGACUUAGGCAUCAUGCCCUUUUGCAAGACUAUCAAGAACUGCAUAUGGAUACUGAAGCAAUGAUAAUUAAGUUACAGACAUUGCGGGAGAGAAAGGCAACACUAAUGUCAGAAGUCCGAUUUCUGCGGCGGAGAUACAGAUAUUUGAGACAAGAAGACCAGCCUGUUAUGGAGCCGCCACCAGAUGUCAAAAGGGGCAGAGGAAGAUCAAAUGGUUGUGGGAAGAAGAGUAAGAGAAGUGAAGCAGAAACUAGACAUGUUUCGCUUCCUGACUUGAACCAGUACACGGAGAACAUUGAAACCAAAACAAGUCUUGAGAAAAGAGUUCCGUUGUUUGAUCUAAACCAGAUAUCUGGAGAAGAAGAAGAGGAAGAAACAGAAGCAGCGAAGAAUAGUGAAGGGAGAAUGAGAGUGGAAGACAAUAAGAGAAUGAGCAUCAUCGAGAUGCAGCAGCAGAAGAGAGAGAUGAAUCUAUCGUCUUGCAGGAAUGGAGGAAACGGAUCAAAUAAGAGGAAAAUUUCAUGGCAAGAUCCUGUUGAAGCUCUCAGAGUCUAAAAAAGUCAAAAGAAUACUUUUCUUCUUCCGCAAGUCAACGUGUCUUGUAUCAUAUAGCUUCGCAUCAGUUUAGCUUAUCUAAAAAAGUUUUAUCCAAUUGUGGCUUGAAACUUGAAAACCUUAUCCCCAGUCCCCUGGUCCAUUCUUUGAAGUGGCCCCCCUUUGAGAAGAGACAUUUGUAUAUUGGAACAUGUGUCCUUUAACAAAUCGACGGAAGUGAUCCAUAAGAGCAA